This is a messenger RNA of Topomyia yanbarensis, 2592 nucleotides long. Its product is annotated as palladin-like. The transcript has 3 exons. The record is from RefSeq and is a predicted model, not a curated record. The coding region runs from base 31 to 2121 and encodes 696 amino acids. Lineage: Eukaryota; Metazoa; Arthropoda; Insecta; Diptera; Culicidae.
UCAGUUGAAUAGCUUCUACUAGUUAGUAAUAUGAUGGUGAGAAGUAGCAAAAAGAAAAGUUCUCUGGUUCCUGAAGUGAUGAUUACUAACCUUACGAGUGUAGAACAUAAUGAUGACGUAUCUAGAGAGGCAGCACGUGAGAGGAAUUCCCGAUCUGUAUCCAUUUCCCGGUUAAAAUCGAACGAUCCCCUGCGUAAAGAAAUUAUGUUCAUUCGAGAUAAAUCUCCUUUCGAAAUUGGGAGAGAUCGUAAUUUGCAACUGGCUUCAUCAAAAGCCAUAAUAGACAAGGCUCUUAUCAUGGACAUUUCUGGUGGGAUUACAAGGGUGGAUGAAUAUGUAUCACUUUUUUUUUCGCCGGAAUGUGUAAUAGAUGAGGCAGCAUGCAAUGAUAUUUCCACACAACAAGUAAUUGAAGUAGUAGUGAUAGAGGAAGAAGAACAUUCGGAAAAUACAAUUUGCUUAGAUUUAGAUGAUACAAAAUAUUCAUUGCAAGAUCAACAAUUUUCAGCAGUCCCUGAAAAUAUAUUACAAGCUGUUUCGGCAACACAACUUAAAACAGAAGUUGACACUGAACCAGUUACUAUAUUUACCGAACAGACGAUAACAGAUGAGCCAAAUAAUUCCGAUCAUACCGAUACUAUUACCAUCGGCAAUGCAAAUCUAGAUGAAAAAUAUUUACAAACCAUCGCAUUAGAAGAUCUAGAUAUGCCGAAAGAAUUUAAAAUAAAAGAAAACAAACCUUUAGACGAUAAUGACGAAGAAGAAGAAAAAGAAUCCGGUGAGAAGGAAUUAGAAUCAUCUUCUGAUGAAUCGUUUGAAGAGCUAGUGGAUCCUUCUUUAUGGAAAACAUACAAUGCUGAUGACGAUGAUGAUACAGCAUGGUUUUAUAAAAAUACGGAAAAAGAUCUUCCUGAACUAACAGAGAAGGAAAAGGAUGAUGAAUUUAGGAAAGAACGAUUGGCAAAGCGAUCCCCUGUAUUCUUAACAAAUUUAACAGAUCGCGCCGGUCCAAUAGGAUCCGAGAUAAAACUUCAGUGUUCAGUCGCUGGUUUCGAAACAACAGCUAGGUGGCUUAAAGACGAUCAGCUUGUUGAAAGAACAUCCAAGUUAAAUACAACAACGAUUGACGGUCUCCAUUCAUUAAUUCUUAAGGAUAUUCAGAAAUCCGACGAAGGUAUAUAUACAAUCAUUGCCAAAAAUAGAGGCGGGGAAGUAUGCUCGUCCGCAAAUGUUCAGGUUUACGAAGUUACAAUAGAAAAAAUGGAAAUUCCUGUAAUUAUAAAAAUCAGAGAUUACUAUCAUCAUCCAUUGAAUGAUUUAAUUAUAGAAUGUCAAAUCACUUUCAAGCAUAGUAGGUGGAUGCCUGACAUACUUUGGCUAAAAGAAAAAGAACAAAUUGUACUGGAUGAGCGGAUACGGGCAACCUAUGAAGGCAACGAGAUUUUUCAAUUAAAUAUUUAUAACCCUACUAUCGCAGAUAGUGGAGUUUAUACAUGCAUCGCGAAAAAUUCCGCAGGUGUUGUGAGUAUUGCACACGAAGUUGAGUUUACUGAUAAAGUACACUUUAUUCACCUUCCUGGAAUGCAUCACGCAGCUAGAAAAAUCAGCACUGAGGAAAAACUGUCUGAAAAACAGAAAAUAAAAUUAGCAGAUGAUCGAACUACUAUUGGAAAAGUCAUACGAUCGCAAGUACCAAUGGAACCAUACAAAGAAGAAUCGUAUGUUAUUCGUAAUUCAAAAAACAAACUAUCAUGGGCAGGACAGUUGAACAAUAUUACUGCACAAAUAGGGCAGAAAGUGAAAAUGAUUUGCUCGGUCAAUGGAGUUGAGGCAAUUUUGAAAUGGCAAAAAAAUGGAAAAAUGAUUGAUUUUUGUGAACGCAUUAAACUGCUCAAUAGUGGAGUGAUUGCUCAAAUUGUCAUCAAAGAUGUUCUUCCAUCAGAUGCUGGCGAAUAUACAUGCACUGCGAAGAACAAUUAUAAUGAAAUAAAAUCAACGUGCCUCCUGAAAGUUAUUCAACUUGCAACCGGGGAAAUGACUCCUCCAACUUUCACGAAAGCUAUAAAAGAUUUUAUCAUUUUAUUUUGUAGACCGUGGAAUAUGUUGAGAGUAGAAUGGUAGGAGAAUGUCGAACAGUCUAGAAGAAUUCCCUCUCAUACUUCUACUACCAACUUACCAGAACACCAAAGUGAAGAUGAGCAACGAAGCGAAGGGAAACGUAUUCUAGUGAAAACUCACUCUAAAUACUCUCCCGCAACCGUGUGAUAGUAGGUUCACGCAAUAGACACUAGAGUUGUCUACACACUUUGUAUUAACUCAGAAAUAGUUGUUGAUAACAAUAUUGGUUUCUUCUCACUGUCCUGACUACUGAGCGCUCUGUUGCACUAGCGAUUGUUCGUUUUCUCUACUCACUACAUAUGAUUGAGUGUGUAUAUAGCGAUACGCUGUAUGUAUAAUACUGUAAUGGAAAUUGCCUGGUUCCUAUAAUUUCAACACUUCCCCUCAAUUUUCAUUCCUAACAUUUCAAUCAUGUUUGAAAACUUUGUUUUUGUAAGUGAUUUAGUAAAUACAUCUGCUACUUGAUUUUCUGAA